UUCGCUUCCAUUAUUAUGACGGUAGGAAGGCGCGAACGCAGUGCUGCCGCCCGGGAAAUUAAGAUUUAAACGAAUAAAUAAAAACAUUGUGGUGUGCCGUUGGUUAUAGAGAGUUGUGAAGUAAAUAAUCAAAAUGUGGCUUCAAAUAAUUUUGUUUCUGGUUUCGUCAUCUAUAUUGUCGGCCUCUGCUAUUAUAGUUCCGAUAGACAACAAGGAAGACGUGACCGAAUCUACAACAGUAACCACAGCAAACGAUACUCAAGAAACUACACAUUAUAAUUCAGAGGAUGCCCGUGUAGACAGUUACCUUAUACCCCCAAAUCUACAUAAACCUCAAGAAGUUCUUCCUGACACUGUGGUGACCCCAGCAACGUAUCUUUUACCACCGUCAUCAGAGCAAGAUACACAGUUUUUUUAUCCACCAACAGAAGCUGGCGAGCAGACUGAUUGGUAUCCAAUAGCUCAAGUUCUACCCCCCUCGCCUUCAAAACGACAGGCGGUUCCAAUAUUUGUUAUUGACGAUGGUCCAUUGAAGAUCGAAAAUAUAAGAGUAGGAAAAUCGUACACAGGUGACCGUCAUCCACGAAGCAAACCUUCUGUAAGAUUAGAACCUCCACCACUCAACGCACCUAACGAAUAUAUAGUUCCCAGUUCAUCGGAACAGUUAGGCAUACCCUUUGAACAGAUUAAACAGUUAAAUCCGAACUCCUAUAAAAUACCAUACACUGAUGUUGAUGAGAAUGUGCCUUACUCCGAUAUCUUACUUCAGAAAACCCGUCUAAUGCAGGAAGAACCAGGGCUCGCUUUACAUUUAACGCCACCAAAGCCAGCACUCAACCAGCAAAAAUAUCCCACAAAUCUGUACCCAAAAAAAUAUUCUGGAGGUUUUAAGCCUGUUCCGAUACCAAUAGCCCAAUUUGCAGAAGACACAUUGUCGAUCCCAAGAGCCAAACCCGUAAAUUAUUUAAAACCUGUCCCGAAUUCCGAGCUAGACUUUAUCCCAGAACCUGAAGACAAGAAGAGUUAUCUUUAUAAACAGGCUGAGCAGAAACGCAAAUUUAAGUCUGAAGGAAUAAGUCAGCCUCAACAAUUGGAUUCUGGACCUAUAGAAGACACACAAGCAGUAACUAUACCAACUGAACAAGAAACUUCAGAAACCAUCAACCGAUACCCUGGACCCAACAUUUACUCGGCGCGAAUUCGCGAGGCCCCCAGACCAGCUCCACAGCAUGCUGUGAAGUCGCCCGCAGCACCUGAUGAACGCACGGAGUUCCGAAUGCACGGCAUGAAGGGACCCCACAGUUACCAGUUCGGAUACGAUACUGGCAAAGGGAAAAACCGACAGUUCCGCUACGAGGAACGCGACAAUGACGGUCAAAUUCGAGGACAUUACGGUUAUAUGGACAAACAUGGAAAAUUACGCGUAGUUAACUACAGCGCUCAUCCAGAAUUAGGAUUCCACGCGGAAGCGCCUGUUGAAAAAGAAUGAUUUUAUAUUUUAUCAGUACAUUAUAUUAAAUUGUUAAAUCAAAGGCCGAUCCUUCGAGUUUUAAAGGGCAAUGAUUUGAAUGAAUAUUUACCAAGUUUCAAUAAAAGAAAAAUGAAAUUUAGCUAACUGACUAAAAUAGAUUAGCAAUAUUAUAUUUUGUAAGUUUCGAUUAUUAAAUUAUAAGGUUUGUAGUAUCUACCAAUCCAAUAGUUUUUUAUAUUAUUCGCAUUUCCUCUUCAAUUUUUAUUUGAAAUAGAUAUGCGAACGUUGUACGCUUUUUGUGCCCAAUCAUGGUGUUUCAAACUAUAACUUGUUUAAUUUCUUAUUCAACAUUGCAUUACAAUAACUCAUGGAUACGCCUUUGAUUUUUUAACAGUGUUAAAAAUAGUACACGCCGCGACUAUAUUGAGAUGCGUUAGAAUAUAUAGUAAUAUUUGUUUGUAUGGAUCAAAAUGAGAUUAACUUAUAUCUAAGUUAAAAUAGCUAUCUACGUAAAGAGCUGAUUAAAAAGUGUUCGUAAAGAAAUUUCAUGUAGGUCUACUGUUUUUAUUUAUCUAACUGAUUGAGUUAGGGUGUAGAAAGUACUAAAGUGCUUAUAAUAACACUUUACUAAUACAGAGAUGGUCAAGUUUCAGAACGCGAUAGAUGCGUUUGGAAACUAAAAUUAAUACCUAACAUAUUAUUCAUAAGUAUUAUUUUCAAAUCUGAUUGGUUGAUUUUGUAAUUAACUUUUAUUCAGGGAAAAUAUCAAUAUUUAGUUUACAUAUUCACAAUUUCAUUAACCUGACCCUGUUACCAUAAGUGUCAUAUUAUAGUCUUUAUUGUUUUUUAAGUUUCAUACAUGGUGUAAGAAAUAAACGAGUUAAAUUGUGA
Molecule: messenger RNA, 2362 nt
Organism: Manduca sexta (tobacco hornworm)
Lineage: Eukaryota; Metazoa; Arthropoda; Insecta; Lepidoptera; Sphingidae
Exons: 5
Coding region: 134-1489 (451 amino acids)
Cellular component (GO): chitin-based extracellular matrix
Molecular function (GO): structural constituent of chitin-based larval cuticle
Source: RefSeq, a predicted model, not a curated record